AUUAAAAAUAAGUAAAGCUAGUCGAAGUAUGCUAGAAACAAAGUAAAGACAACAACCGUGCUAAUAGUCCACACUGUUUUCUUCGUUGUUGAAAUGUAGUGUUAGCAGUUUCGAAUAUUGCUAGUCUAGUUGAGGAAAUGUCUUCUUCUGAAGAUGUAAAUAAUGGCUCAGGAAAGAAAGAUUAUUUUGAUGCGAGAUUUGUUUGUGAAUCGUUUGAAAAAUGUAUGGAGGACGUCUCUGGAAUAAGUUUGGACAGUUAUUUGAAAGGGUAUAUGGAACUGUACAGAUUUUUUGGGUUUCUGGGUUCGGUGUUUUCAUUUGUUGCAUCUGAUGUUAUUAGCAAAAUCAACAUUUUGGAAAGUUAUCAAAAAUCUGAAAGGGGAGGGCAUUAUAAAACCAUUCAGUCCAUGAUCGACUAUGAAAGUGCCAACGAUCUUCUGAGAGAUAAGACACGUCCUUCCGGAGCAAGGACGCUCCUUCGACUCCAUCGUGCUCUUGAGUUCAUUGCAUCAUUUAUUGGAAAUCUAGUUGUCCUUCAUGAUGAUGAUGUAACUUCCACUGCAGCUCAAGAGAGUUACAAUAAAACCCUUUCAAAAUUUCAUCCUUGGCUGAUUCAGAAAGGAGCACUUUUAGCUAUGUAUACACUACCAACAAAACAACAGCUUUUGAAAAAAGUUACUGGCAACCACCCUUCACAAGAUGCAUGUAUUUUAAUGAAACAGUUAGGAGAAGUGGCUCUCGAAGUUCAUAAGGUAACCCAGCGACUUUAUGAAGAGAAUGAUAUAUUGGAUCUACCUUAAAUACACAUUUUUCAUUCCUGUGUGUCCAAAACAAGAUACACAGCACCAUUUUAGGAUAAAACAAUUGAAUAUUGCCAACUGUUUGCACUGUAGGUUUUAUCAAAUUCUAAAAAUAUAGUGUGCAAAAUUUUAAAGAUAAUGUAUUUUCUGAUAUAAAUUACUUUAAUUAGAAUUGCUAACUUGUUCUUUUUUUUUUUAAUUAUCCGAUUAUUACAAAAGUCUGUGUGAAAUUUUCUGUUUCUUUUUUACACAUACAGUAUUGGAAAUAAUUAUGGAAACAGUGAAUAAAAUGGAACUGUGUCUCUCUAGUCUAGGAAAAUGAACUGCACCAGAGUAUGGUUAGGUUGAUUGGUUGACAUCCAACCAAUAAGACAAUGCCACAACAGUAUAAUGUCUAUAAAAAUGCAGUCAGUUAUAAUAUUACCAAUAGGUAGCGAGUUCAGUCAUCACAAAAAUGUAGAAAUCAAAAUUUUUGCUGGUGAAGUCUACUCCACGUGACAGAUGGAGGUAGAAUUUUACAUUUCAGAAACGGCUCUAUGGAAACUGAAGAGGACCUACUUACUAGUACUGUUGAUAAAAGAUGUGGCUGAGAUAGAAAGCCUAAAUUCUUGAUUUUAACUAAAUCAAAGUAUGCUCUUUAUGUGAUAACAAUUCAGGAAAGAUCUUACAGUGACACAGCUGUAAGUACUAGUAUAAAUGAUACAUCCAGAACAUAACAUAGACAUUAGCACAGUUAGAUGUGUAACUGCUCAAAAACCACUGUAUAGGAAACAUAACCAAACAAAAAGGUUGAAAUUAUCAUCAGACUUUGAACAAUGGUAUGAGUAAAGAGGAUGCUCUAUACAGAUGAAUCCAAAUAUGAAACACUUGACAAUUAUCAGCAAUAAGUUGCUUGAUGGUAGAGGGAAGAAUGAUAUAUUGGUUAGUGUGCUGGGGAACCAGUUAAAGUAUGGGCUGCAUUUCAGCCAAUGAUGUUGGAGAUUGAUGGCACCCCGACAGCUGAAAGGUACAACACAUGUUGCAAAAAGACACUGAUAUUAAACAGUAUAUUACAGGGGCAUGAUAUCUGGAGGUUAAAAAAGAUAUCAAAGAAACACAACCAUGGCUUAGACUACAAA
Molecule: messenger RNA, 1918 nt
Organism: Limulus polyphemus (Atlantic horseshoe crab)
Lineage: Eukaryota; Metazoa; Arthropoda; Merostomata; Xiphosura; Limulidae
Product: ceramide-1-phosphate transfer protein-like
Exons: 2
Coding region: 138-800 (220 amino acids)
Biological process (GO): intermembrane lipid transfer; ceramide transport
Cellular component (GO): cytoplasm; membrane; cytosol
Molecular function (GO): ceramide 1-phosphate binding; ceramide 1-phosphate transfer activity
Source: RefSeq, a predicted model, not a curated record